Entamoeba invadens IP1 is the source of this 408-nucleotide messenger RNA. RefSeq lists its product as hypothetical. Lineage: Eukaryota; Evosea; Mastigamoebida; Endamoebidae. The transcript has a single exon. The coding region runs from base 1 to 408 and encodes 135 amino acids. The record is from RefSeq and is a predicted model, not a curated record.
AUGAUAGUCUCGGAGUACCUCAAAACUAUCAACGACUUUAUUAACUUGGAGUUUGUAUGCAAGAAGUUUGGUGGCAAUAUGGAGAAGUUCCACUUCAACCCAAUUCCAUUAAAUUCCAAAACAAUUAAAUACUUCCCAAACGUUGAAACAUUUUACUUGUGGAAUGAAGGAGAUGAGAAAUUUUGGAAAAAAUUAAAAUUAAACAAAAGAAAACGUAAAGAUAAGAAAAAAUUUAUCGAAAGCAUUGUGUGGUUCAAUGUUGAUUUUGAAACUGUUGACAUAAACAAAAAUCGAAACAUCGAAUUUAAAAAUGUCACUUACACUCAAAAUGAUAGAGAGAAAUUUGGUAAUAACAUACCAUCAGGUGUUAAAUCAAUUGGUGUUGUUUCAGUGAAUGUAGUAGUCUGA